AAUACCUCAAAUAAGACAGCAUUUAUAAUGUUGAUGUGGUAUUGGGAUGUUCGUUUCAAACUUGUACGCUAUCGCACUAACGUUACUUCGCAGAUAAUUUGGCUAAAUCCACACAUUUUGUGUCUAACAAACAUAAACCACGUGGUUCCGUGCACACCACGCCGCUGCGCUGCUGCAAGGCGAUUCCAAAUCAAUGGACGUAAUUUCAGCGCCUUUGGACGUUUCGCGUUGUUUUGUGCAUUGUUAGGUUUUAAGAUGGUGGUCUGGUGUGUAAUUGGUGUUGUAUUUUUGAAAGUUGAGGCCGAGUAGAGCGCUACUGCACGCGGUGUUUGAUGGGUUGCGAGAGCGGGCUAAAGUUAUUGUGGGCAGUGCGGCCAUGCUUGUGGCUUGUGCUACAGCGAGGAUUUGUCGUCGUCUAACUCUCAGCUCGUCAGACGUAAAAACCGAAUAAACCCCGCGUACACUGUAACUGUAAUCCCAUCAACUGGAACGUGUUUUGCGCCUCUAACAGCGUCAACGAUUUGGCGGGAGAGUGCGCUUUCGGUGUUUGGACUGCGCCUUUAUUCCCGUAGCCCUGCCAUGCUGCCGCAUGGACAAGCGGAGAGGAAGCUGUGUAGAGAAGCAUUGUUGUAAUGGCGGAGGGCUGGGAUUUGUGCUUUUCACCUUCAUUUUAUGAGGGUUAAAUAAUUAUCCUCAGCCGAUUCUAUACUCCGUUCUUCUAGAUCGUGAAAGCAAUCAAGCUAAUGAGUAGCACAUUCAUAAAUUAAUAAGGGCUUCUUUUAUAAGGGGGUGUGUAUGUUGAGCAAGGCCCGUCAAUGCGUCUGUAGCCUGAUCUCAAGGGGGAGGCGGGGCGAGCUCAGGACGUGGCGACAAGCUUUCUGGGAAAUGUAGUGCCUCGCUUCUAGUUAAACUCCAAAGCACUAGAUUUAAAGCCGCAGUUGUUUAUUCGUGUUUGGAAUAGUUGGAAAACGUGCCAGAAGAGAGAAUGAUAUAUUUUUUAACUUGUGCCAAAGUAACAUUUCUAUAGGAAUCGUCAUUGUGUUGAUCCAUGUCAAGUAUUUUAAUGGUCUGUUUAGCAAACAUCCCCCUUACACCAGAAACAGCACGGGACCAAGAACGACGCAUUCGCAGGGAGAUUGCUAACAGCAAUGAGCGCAGGCGCAUGCAGAGCAUCAACGCUGGCUUCCAGUCCCUCAAAACACUCAUACCACACAGUGAUGGAGAGAAGUUGAGCAAAGCUGCCAUCUUGCAGCAGACUGCCGAAUACAUCUUCUCUUUGGAGCAGGAAAAGACACGGCUACUGCAGCAAAACACGCAGCUUAAGCGCUUCAUCCAGGAGUUCAGUGGCUCUUCCCCAAAAAGAAGGCGUGCAGAGGAGAAGGAUGAAGGAAUAGGCUCUCCAGAUAUUCUGGAAGAGGAGAAGGUGGAGGACUUGCGGCGAGAAAUGAUUGAACUCCGGCAACAGCUGGAGAAAGAACGUUCUGUGCGCAUGAUGCUGGAGGAACAGAAGUCUUUAGAUCUCGGCAUGAUGACACCACACACCUCAAUGACCAAGGGAACACUAGAUAUUCGCUCUCUGGAUGCCCACCUAUACCCUGAGAAACUGAAGGUGAUUGCCCAGCAGGUGCAAGAGCAGCAUGUGCAGACGCAAACUCUGCUUCGCCUUCACCAGCAGGAACAGCUGGAGAGAGAGGGCACUCCUGCCCGCAAUACACAGGUAUAUUCUCCAGCCACACCGUCUGCUCCCACCCAUCACACCACUGUUAUUGUUCCUGCCCCUACGUUGCCACCUCCUCCACAUCAUGUCACAGUGGUAACUAUGGGCCCUACCUCUGUAAUCAACACAGCAUCAACAUCACGGCAGAACUUGGACACCAUAGUGCAGGCUAUCCAGCACAUCGAGGGCACACAGGAGAAGAUGAGUGUGCCUGAGGAAGAGCAGCGUCGGGCAGUCAUCGUAACCCCGGGCCGUAUCUUCAAUGACACGGCAGACUCGGACACUGCCUCUGACAAUGAAGGUUCUGAGGACUGUUAACUGCACCAGGCAAACAGAGGGGUCAUACGGAGUGGCCUCCUACAGACUCUCUCACUCCCUCUCAUUUUGUUUCUCAUUUAGGCAUACAAACCCAUAGGGUAGGAAAUGGUUUAGUCAAACACAACUAAAAAGCAAACUUGCCAUCUCAUCCACAUGCACAUUUGGACUUGUACUCCCACUCUGAUACAGUGCACUAGAUUAUUUUAUCACUCUGGCUCAUGAUCCAUCCAUACUUCCAAAACAAACUUUCAGUUGCAAAAAAUCAUUUUCUUUUCCAUUCACAUGAUGUUGAAAUGAAUCAGCCUCAAACCGCUGUCUGGUGUGGAUUUUCUUCUGCAUUCUCCCACUAUCUACAGCUUUUUUUCUGGAUUGGACAAUUUCUUGGGCCUUACUGUCUCACUCAUCCCAUCAUAUUUUUCCUGUAAAAACUGGAGAAACUCAUACCUGCCAACCCGUCUCACACCUUUGACCGUCUACUGAAUUUUUUUAUUACUCCAAACCUCCAUUCAUUCUUCCUUCUGUCCUAGGGAGGCUUUAUGGGCACCACUGUGAGCUUACCUAACUUCAGAAGUCAAAUGAACUAUUCCAUUGGCUUUGAAUUUUUAGAGGAAAUGAAAUGAGUACAGCUGUCAUGGGAAUCCAUUUAAGGUGCCUCUAGUCCCAGCAAUGCUCCACCACUUGGAGCACAAAGAUCACCACUGCUUAGUGCAAAAAGGUCCUUUGGAGGAAGGGGGCAGAAUGUGCACUUGGCAUCAUUCACACUCAGCUGGGCUGGGUACCCAGUACAAUAAACUUAUAUAGGCAAUGCACCCCUAAUACGACAUAAAAUUCUCAGCUCUUAUGAUGUUCCUAAUGCUGGCUUAAUGUUUUGUCCAUUUUGUCUGUCAAAAUUGAAUAAGCUAACCAGUAGGUGCUCUGCAGAAAGAUGUAUUUUCCUUAUGUGUGGUUUUGCUAGGAGCAUACAUGCUGUGCAUUCAUCAGCUGGCUGCCUGAGGGCCAGUCUCUCCUCAAGAAAGGCUGGCAGUAGCACUAGCACAUUUCCCAAAGCCCAUAAGCACUCUAUGCAGCUCCCUCAACAGCGAUCUGCUUGUGUAGUUCCUUUGGGGAAUUAAAAGAAGUGCGUCUUGUCCUCAAUGUUGUUUUAUUUGAUUCUGUGACUUAUGCUGUUGAUAAUAGCUGCACUGACGUUUGCAAGGCUUUGUACAUCCUACACACUUGCUCUAUGCAUUCAUUGGUCUAAUCUGCUUACUGGAAUGUUUCUUUUUUUUUUUCCAUUAUUCUUUAUUUUUCUGUGUACAGCAAUGCCUGUGUACAUGGCAGAUAAUCUUAUGGAGCUUUAGCCCAUCUAAUUGGAGCUGUAUGGUUGCAUGGGCUCUCUAAUAUAUCCCAAUGUUUGGAGUUGGAGAAAGGGAGUGCAGACUGCAUGACAUCCUACCUAGGUGUGUAGAGAGAGGGCAGUGGGUUGCUUUAAGAUCUGUUUUAGAGAAACAGUCUGAAGUUGACUAGUAGCUCAGAAUUAUUCAAAUGACCUGUUUUGCCCCAUCAUAUUUCUCAUUUCUCAUGGCACUAUGGCAUGAACGUGGGUGGUGACUUCAAACAUUCCAGAAUGUCCUAGAACCAGGUCCAUGUUCAUUUUUCUCCUCUGCAAAUGCGAUUUUGAUAUUUCUGAUGUUGGAACAGAUGUGACACAUCUGUAUAAAUUUGACUGAAACAAGUUAUGAAUGCCCCAAUGUUACAGGGAACUACUUGCUGUUUGACAUACUGCUUCAGGAUUCAUCAAAUGCUUUCAGCAUGUUGGCUUUCUCUGGCCCUCUCAGUCAGGCUUCAGUGUUGACUGUUGAGAAGCAGGGCUUCUAAAAGAAUGGGCCUGUCGGAUAAUAGAUGGAGUUGAGAUAUAUGAAUAUAUAUAUACACAUAUAUUUUUUAAUUUGAGUGAUGGUCAGAUUGGGUUAUGAAGAGUUUUGUUUUCUUGUUGUUUUUUUUUCUUGCUGUAUUUCUGUAUGUAUAAAAGCUCAGAGGUUCCUCAAAACUCAGCAAUUUCUCUAUCAAAGCCACAGGGUGUCUGUGUUUUUAUUCUACUUUAUACUUUCAGAUGUCUGUAAAAAUACUGUUAAAAAAAACAAACAAAACAAAAAAAAACCAACAGUGUCAGAGGAAUGUGUAUGUGAGGGUUUAACCAAUAGUGUAUAAAAUUAUGGAUCUAAAGCACUUAAUUUUUUUAAGAGAUGCCUCCUAAAUUGAAGCUCUUGGUGCUGUGAGUCCAAACCAUGCAGCUGUUGAACCCUUCUUGACUCUUGGUAUGUCUCCGUCUCCGAAGUCUCUAGACUUUUCCCCUCUCUCAUCUUUCCCUCCCUCUUCAUCGGUCAUCUCCUUCUUUUUUUUGUUGGACACUCUGUCCUAUUUGGUUGUUGAGAAGCUGUUAUAUUUUGUUCUCAUUUAAAAAAACAAACAAACAAAAAAAAACUGGGGAAAAGAGGCAUGUGCCUUUGUAAAGACAGAAUAAUAAAGUUUGUACUACGUUUUUUACAA
Molecule: messenger RNA, 4564 nt
Organism: Ictalurus punctatus (channel catfish)
Lineage: Eukaryota; Metazoa; Chordata; Actinopteri; Siluriformes; Ictaluridae
Gene: tfap4
Product: transcription factor AP-4 (activating enhancer binding protein 4)
Exons: 8
Coding region: 1049-2035 (328 amino acids)
Biological process (GO): regulation of transcription by RNA polymerase II
Cellular component (GO): nucleus
Molecular function (GO): RNA polymerase II cis-regulatory region sequence-specific DNA binding; DNA-binding transcription factor activity, RNA polymerase II-specific; protein dimerization activity
Source: RefSeq, a predicted model, not a curated record